Fusarium keratoplasticum is the source of this 1119-nucleotide messenger RNA. RefSeq lists its product as uncharacterized. The record is from RefSeq and is a predicted model, not a curated record. The transcript has a single exon. NCBI's taxonomy places the organism in Eukaryota, Fungi, Ascomycota, Sordariomycetes, Hypocreales, Nectriaceae. Gene Ontology annotation, cellular component: cytoplasm. Bases 1 to 1119 code for a protein of 372 amino acids.
AUGGAAAACGUUCAGGUCCUCAGCAACGAUGUCAUUUACGACAUGCUCAUCAACCUCACCAAAGAUGAGGUGAUUACUUUUCAAAACAUCAUCGAGCAAACCUUUGAAGACUUCUCUGUCGGUGACGAACGCCUGUAUCAACCCAGUCCCAGCGCCACAUCUCGUCCAAAUGGGCAACGAACUCUCUUCCGACCCUUCACUUCGGACUCUAGCGUCGGCGUCAAGUUCGUUGUCGAGCCUGCCCCUAGGCCUGAUGGUACCAAGGAUCCCCUACAUGGUAUCAUUGUCAUAGCAGAUGCACAAGGCAACAUGACCGGCGUUCUCGGUGCUGAGGAAGUAACCGGCUAUCGAACAUCGAUAAAUGUCAUGGUGCCCUUCUCUUGGAGGAAACACGUCGACAACAUUGUCAUCUUUGGUGGUGGGAUGCAGGCUCUAUGGCAUACCCGUCUCAUCUUGACCCUGAGGGGAUCCGAGGUCAAGACUAUCACCUACGUCAAUCCAGUUAAGGACCAGGUUGAUGACCUCAUCAUCCAGAUCUCCAAAGAGAACGAGGCUCGUUGGAAGUCUAGCUGCUCCUUCCACUUCAUCAACACCACUUCUACAGACUUUCAGCAACAGAUCGAGACUCGCCUGUCCGACAUUGACUGUAUCUUCUGCACCACCCCCUCUAGGAAGCCUUUAUUCCCUGCUCGUUAUCUAACUCAGCAGAGGAAUGACGGCCGCCUGCCACUCAUCUCCGCCAUAGGUUCCUGGCAGUCCGACAUGAUCGAGUUGGAUCCCGGCCUGCUGCACCACGCUAUCUCCACCAACAGCGGGUAUAACCCUGUGAGCGGGGAAGCCAAGGGGGUUGUUCUUGUCGAUGACCGCGAUUAUGCCCUAGAGAACUCGGGAGAGGUCGUCCAAAGCAAGAUUGAUGCCGAUGACAUGGUCGAGCUCGGCCACAUCGUUGCUCUUAGGAAGGGAAAGGUUCAGCCUCUGAACGACACACAUGUUGAGGAUACAACCCGCUUCAUCUCGGAGGGUUUUGUAGUGUACAAGAGCAUUGGCGUGAGCCUUACAGAUCUAACGGCUGGCAAUGCCAUUCUGGCUCUCGCCCAAAAGAAGCAGCACCGUCUGUAG